UACGAGACAUGAUGUUUGUUAUGAAACCGUGAAUAGCGUUUUGCUUGUGCGUGGUUUUUUUAUUCUGCUUAAAUACUAAUAAAGACCCAUCGGCAUUACAUCAAUCCCGAUAUUUAUAAGAAUUUUUCAAAAAUGGGUUUCUUGGAAAUUUUUGGAGCUUUCGUUCUUCUCUAUAAUUUAUUUUAUUUAUUAAUUCCUCUAUUUUUGGACUGCGAUAUGCUAUUAGCUUUAAAAGAAAAAUUCGGUAAACCGGCAGAUUCUUUAGCUGGGAAAGUGAUAUGGAUAAUAGGAGCUUCAAGUGGAAUUGGUGAACAUACUGCUUACGAAUUAGCAAAUGCGGGUUGCAAAUUAGUACUAUCAGCAAGAAGAGAUGAUUUACUACAAAAAGUCAAAGAGAAUUGCUUGGCAGAUAAUAAAAAGAAUGUAACUGAAAAGGACAUUCUGGUACUUUCUUUCAACAUACGUGAUUCUGAUUUACAUCAGAAAAUGUUCGAUAAGGUUUUAUCAGAGUUUGGCAAACUCGAUAUUCUUGUGCAUAAUGCUGGUCGAAGUCAACGCGCAAUUUGGGAGAAUAUAGACUUAAAAGUGGACCGAGACGCAUUUGAUUUAAACGUCUUUUCGCUCAUAAACUUAUCUCGAGUAGUUUUGAAAUAUUUUCUUGCACAAGGUGGAGGUCACUUUGCAAUUAAUUCCAGCUUGGCUGGAAUUCUGGGAGCCCCAUUUUCUGGAUCCUACACCGGAUCUAAACACGCCUUGCAUGGAUAUUUUGAAAGUUUGCGAACUGAGAAAUUUGGCAAAAACAUUGCCAUUACUAUGAUCUGUCCUGGGCCAAUACAAACCGAUUUUUUGCGAGAGAGUUUUACGGAAAAAGCAGGCGAGAAAUUCGGAGAAGAGACUCAAGUUUCUGCGAAAAAAAUGAGCUCGAAACGUUGUGCAGAAUUGAUUUCUAUUGCAUUGGCAAAUCAACUUAAUGAAGUUUGGAUUUCGUUUUACCCAGCUUUGCUCUUUGCAUAUUUGAAAUUUUAUCCAAACCUAAAUAUGAUAAUACUUCAUCUUUUGGGACCAAGAUUUAUCCAAAAAAUACGAGACUCUAAAGUAACCGUCAAAGAAUGAAUAGAAUAAUUUCGUUUUUAAUCUGUAUAAAAAAUACGUUUCUAAAAAAAAUCUCUAUGAAGCGUGGUUCGAAAUGUAAAAACCAGGAAUUUUCAAA
This is a messenger RNA of Belonocnema kinseyi, 1210 nucleotides long. RefSeq names its product dehydrogenase/reductase SDR family member 7-like. Gene Ontology annotation, molecular function: oxidoreductase activity. Lineage: Eukaryota; Metazoa; Arthropoda; Insecta; Hymenoptera; Cynipidae. The record is from RefSeq and is a predicted model, not a curated record. The transcript has 7 exons. Bases 133 to 1113 code for a protein of 326 amino acids.